Messenger RNA from Asparagus officinalis (garden asparagus), 1510 nucleotides. Its product is annotated as phospholipase D zeta 1-like. Gene Ontology annotation, cellular component: plasma membrane. Lineage: Eukaryota; Viridiplantae; Streptophyta; Magnoliopsida; Asparagales; Asparagaceae. Gene Ontology annotation, molecular function: D-type glycerophospholipase activity. Gene Ontology annotation, biological process: phospholipid catabolic process. The transcript has 7 exons. The record is from RefSeq and is a predicted model, not a curated record. The coding region runs from base 875 to 1447 and encodes 190 amino acids.
CUUUCAAAAGUUUGUUCUCAACAUUGGAAAGACAUACAAGUUCCUUGUAAAUUUGGAUGAGAACUCAAAGGAUGAACGUGCACAAUGAAAGAUAAUAGCACAAGAAAUCCAAAUACAAAAAGACAUCACAAUCAACAUUGAUGACGAUGACUCAGUUUUCGAUUUACCAAAAAAGAAGAUAAAGAUGGAGAAGUCUUGAUCAAGGGCCCACAAAAAUUAAACAUGAACAAUUUUUAAUUUUCAUUAUAUUUACAAAUUGGUUGAAGGAUUUCAAAUGAACUUUUCAUAUGCUUUUAAGAUUAUGAACUGAUGAAUUUAAUUUGUUAGGACAAAUUAUGAUUUAUAAACAUAUGCUCAUAUAGUUGUCUGAUAACUAUUGCAUGCUUUGAUUGUUAUUGUAGUUAUUAGCUUAAAUUUAACAUUCAAUUAUGUUAAUCUAAAUACAUAUUCGGAUAAUAGUUCACUUUAUUACUUUAAAUUUUCAUGUCAACUAAUUUUUUCUUAUCUAUACUGCACACAAACUAUUGUUGAUGAGUCCUUUGCAAGAAAUCUGAUGACCAAGCAUAGAUUCCUGAAACUGUUGAGAGGAAACAAUAAAUUUCUACAGAGAAGGUUAUCAGUAUUCUUAAAAGAAUAAUCAAUGAAGACUGCUUACUACUAGGUUUCAAACCGAAAGAAGAUCGUCCAUAUUGGAUGAUAUUACGACUUCUUCUUAUUGAAACACCUACUGCAAGACCAUCUGUUAUGAUGGACAACUCUACUAGAAUCAUAGCAGUAAUCACGUUGGAUAUGCACUUCAUCGUCUACGGUUUCCUCAAACUCUAACUGGGGAAAAGGACAAUGGACGAGUUGUGUUCAAAGUGGCGUCUUUUAUAUGAAUAAGAGGAAUUUUCAUAGAACAAGGCCGGCGCUUGCAAGGGACUAUUAUGAUGUACUGGGAGUGAGUAAGAAUGCAUCUACUUCAGAAAUUAAGAAAGCUUAUUAUGCAGUAUCAUGCGGGAACAGGACCAUUAAAUUUAGAGUGAGAAGCAGUGCUAAAGUUAAAGAUUGGGUUGUGGCAAUAAAUGAUGCGGGACUACGACCACCGGGGGGCUGGUGUAUGCCUCACUGUUUUGGUUCUUUUGAUCCUCCUAGGGGGUUAACAGAAUAUGGCAGUCAGAUCCAGUGGUUUGUUGAUGGACAAGCUGCAUUUGGUUCAAUUGCUUCUUCUAUUGAAGUAGCAAAAUCAGAGAUAUUCAUUACUGUCUUGUGGCUCUGUCCUGAGUUAUACCUUCGACGUCAUUUUCACAUUCAUGCGUCUUCUCGGCUUGAUUCAUUGCUAGAGGCAAAGGCAAAACAGGGUGUUCACGUAUUUAUCAGCAUUACCAUGUGUUGUUUCACUUGUUCUAUUUUAGUUUUAGUUAGUUGGUUCAUCAACCUUGAUUCACUGAAAUUAUUGAUGUCGUGACUAUAGUAAAGCUUUCUUGCAUUAUCUUAUUCGCUUUGUAACAAUAUUAUCGCCUAUAACAGA